Molecule: messenger RNA, 222 nt
Organism: Rotaria sp. Silwood1
Lineage: Eukaryota; Metazoa; Rotifera; Eurotatoria; Philodinida; Philodinidae
Source: the annotation of a GenBank genome assembly
AUGGCAUCGGUUUAUUUAUCAAUAUUAGCACAAGAUGGUGAUGCAUGUUAUCUUGUAUUAAAAAUUUUAUCAGAUAAAAUAUCAACAGUUGCUGAUGUAUUUAGUUUAGCUUUGAUAGCAUUUGAAAUAGUUAGUAAUUAUGAUUUACCAGUUAAUAGUGAUCUUUGGAUAAAUAUUAAAGAGUUAAAAUUAUCAUUAAAAAAUAACAUUAGUAUUAGCUAA